AUGAGCGCGCCUCUGUCCAAGGAGCUGCAGAGCAAGUACAAUGUGCGUAGCAUGCCCAUCCGCAAGGAGGACGAAGUCAUGAUCGUGCGUGGCUCGCAGAAGUCCCGUGAGGGCCGUGUGACUGCUGUGUACCGCAAGAAGUUCGUUAUUCACGUCGAGCGUGUCGUGCGCGAGAAGGCGAACGGCGCGUCGGUGCCCAUUGGCGUUGACGCUUCCAAGGUAGUCAUCACUAAGCUGAAGCUCGACAAGGACCGCAAGAAGAUCUUGGAGCGCAAGAACCGUGCUGUGAGCGAGACGGAGAAGGGCAAGUUCACCGAGCAGGACGUUGCUAUGGCCACCGUCGACUAA
Hyaloperonospora brassicae is the source of this 348-nucleotide messenger RNA. The record is from the annotation of a GenBank genome assembly. NCBI's taxonomy places the organism in Eukaryota, Oomycota, Peronosporomycetes, Peronosporales, Peronosporaceae.